Molecule: messenger RNA, 843 nt
Organism: Haliotis rubra (blacklip abalone)
Lineage: Eukaryota; Metazoa; Mollusca; Gastropoda; Lepetellida; Haliotidae
Product: protein fem-1 homolog A-A-like
Exons: 1
Coding region: 1-843 (280 amino acids)
Molecular function (GO): protein binding
Source: RefSeq, a predicted model, not a curated record
AUGUGGGCAGCCGGUGGGGGCCAUCGAGAAAUGGUGGAGUUACUUGUAAGUGAAGGGGCUAACGUAACGAUUGUCGAUGGCUUCCGCAUUAACAUCCUUCACUCUGCCUGCCUGGUAGGAGAUGCAGAGGUGGUGAACUAUGUCCUCUCACAACGCACGGUGGACAUUACUGACAAAGUACGUUGCGGGAGAACAGCUGUGAUGCUGGCAGCAGAGAACGGACAUAAAGACGUGGUGGAGCUUCUUGUAGACAAAGGAGCUGACGUGUCACUUGUGGAUAGAACAGGUGGCAACAUCCUUCACUGUGCCUGUAUUGGAGGAGAUGCUGAGGUGGUGAACUACAUCCUUUCAAAAAAUAUGGUAGACAUCAACAGCAGAGGACAUCGCAAGAAGACACCAGCGAUGUUAGCAGGUCAGAAUGGACAUAGAGAAGUGGUUGAUGUACUCGUAAAACAUGGAGCUAAACUGUCACUCAGAGAUAAACGCCACAACAACAUCCUUCACCUGGCCUGUGGGGAAGGACAUCUUGAUGUGGUUAAGUACAUCAUGUCACUACACACGAUGGCCAUCGACAGUGGAGGAUAUGAAACAAAGACACCAGUUAUGUUAGCAGGAGAGGGGGGACAUAAAGAAGUGGUUGAGUUUCUUGUAAAGCAUGGAGCUAAUCUGUCACGCAGGGAUAAACGCCGCAACAACAUCCUUCACCAGGCCUGCUGGGAAGGACAUCUUGAUGUGGUGAAGAACAUCAUCUCACUACACACGAUGGACAUCGACAGGGGAGGAUUUACAGGGAAGACACCAGUUAUAUUAGCAGGAAAGAGUGGGCAUAAAAAAAGUGGUUGA